Tinamus guttatus (white-throated tinamou) is the source of this 1249-nucleotide messenger RNA. Lineage: Eukaryota; Metazoa; Chordata; Aves; Tinamiformes; Tinamidae. The record is from RefSeq and is a predicted model, not a curated record.
CACUUUCAGUAGAUUGUAGUUUUAUUCUAAAAUGUCAAGGAUCUUGGAUCAGAGAAGUCUGCUGUUAGUAAUUUCAUUUUUGACAAAUCUGCAGAGUACAAAGAGUACAAAGGUACUUUCAGAAUGGAAGAGGUGCGGUGAUCGGGAAUGUGAGACGGCAAUGAGCAGAGUUCAAGCCACUGCAGACUACUUAGGGCCUGACUGCCGGUAUCUUAGCUUCAAAGAAGGGGAAGAGAUAAUUGUAUACUCCAAACUUUCAAGGAAAAGUGAAAACCUGUGGACAGGAAGUAAAGGAAAGGACUUUGGAUAUUUUCCAAAAGAUGCUGUGAAGGUUGAGGAAGUUUUUAUUUCAGAGGAAGUUGAAGUGCCUACUAAGGAAACUGAUUUCCUCUGUCUUGAUGGAGACGAGUACAUUUUUGAGAACAAAGACAGUGUGUUACAUGAUCACGACAAAGAAACUGAAUAUUCAUCACCUGAUGCAGAAAAUGAACUCCUAAAAUAUACAAAAAACUCCAUGCAGGAGGAAGAAAGAGUUGAAUUAGUUUCUGAAAAUGAUUCCAAGGAAUCUCACAGUCAGGAAGAGUCUGCAAGCAAAAAGUUGCCCAGCAAAAAUGAGAAUGGAAAAGAUGCUGAACAGCCACAAACUCAAACCAGUCUCCCGUUAAAGACCAUUCGGACCCCAUCUAGUUGGAUGGUUUCUGGCAUUGCAGGAUGGUUCACCACACAACGUAAGAAAAAUGAGGAGACCACACAGGCUGUUACUGCAUCUUUAGAAGAAAAUGCUUACAUUGGCAGAAAAAUAGUAACUGCUGAAAAUGAUAUGGAAGAGCUAAGUGAUAAGGAGGAGCAAGAGCCUACAGCUUCAGGUUGGUUUCAGGGUGGACUGACAGACUUCCUCUAUUUUGGUAAAGAGGAUGUGGAUGUUGGUUCAGCAUCAGAAAAAAACAGUCCACAAAUCCAUGAUGUUUCUCAUGGGGCCAGACAUUCUGAUAAUGAACAUGAAACAGCAGUUACAAAAGCACUGACAGAAGAAGAGCAGAAGAGUGAAAGCUAUGAAUCCAAAUCAAACUGGUUUAAUUUGGGUUUAAGUGAUGUUCUAAAUUUUGGGCAAGCUGAGAAAGAUGCAGUUAUGGAAGACCAGCAACACAGAGAAAUAGAGGAUGAAGCAAAUAAAAAUGAAGAAAUAUGGACUUUAAAACAGGAAGAAUCAUACAUGGACAAAGAACCACAGGGAUCAGUUGAAGUGGUG